Echinostoma caproni is the source of this 2028-nucleotide messenger RNA. The record is from the annotation of a GenBank genome assembly. Lineage: Eukaryota; Metazoa; Platyhelminthes; Trematoda; Plagiorchiida; Echinostomatidae.
GGUCUCAUUCCAGACCUCAUUCCUAAAGUUGUUUCUCCUUCCGACGAAUGUUCCCACGGAAAUAUCGUGGGUCACUUGAUCAGUCCUCUGAAUGUGGAUCCAAGCAUACAUCAUAUCACAAGUACCACUCCGGCCACACCACUGUCUACGGGUUUCACACCAGUUGCUUCGUCCGCGCUACGAACAGACGCACCUGUGUCCACCGGUCCGGCGUCUCCGUUUGUGUUUUCACCUUGGAUGCAUCGGAGCAUAUUGGAUCAGGCCCUUGGUGGUGGUGAUGGUGAGCGUUCUCCGGAGUGGACUGAACCAACAGAAACCGAGUCUGCUUCAGCUGCCCAGCCACUUGUCACGGACAAUCCAGUCCUACCGGAACCCUUGCAAUUAUCUACCUGCCAAUCGGACACAACCGCGCAGACAGACUUAUCGCAGUCGUAUGCAUCGGCUGUCGCUUUAUCCGAUGCCGGAGAUUUUGACAUGCUUGCCUCGUUAUUGGAGCGUGUCAACGUGCGUCAAGAGGAGGCGGAUUCAAAAUUGGACGACAGUAGUGGUUGUCUAACAGGCGAAACAGCUUAUCUGGAACGAACACCCGGCAAAAUUCUUCUCCCGCCGGUCGCACCUGACACAUACAAUGUUCACAGUCGAUCUAACCCGUCGAAGUAUACCCAUCCCAUUCAACACCCAUCUGUACAUGCGGAACCAAUUGAACCGAGCCCGACUAUGCAACCCACACCCCAGGCUCGUCGACGCACAAUCAAUCUGAACAGUGCGUCUGCCUUAGCCCCGAUUGUGGACGCGGUUUGUCCAUCACUCAAUUUUUCAGACUGUGCUAAGACAACAACGGAUUCGCAGUCGGGUCGUCUUUCGAUUGGCAGCAUUUCGGACAUGGUCACCAUGGCAGCACGUUCACUGUAUGACCGAAUCGGUGGCAAUUCCGGCCUGGUCGCCAGAUCGCCAAUAGCGAUGCCUGUCGUACCGAUAGUCUCCUCGCCAGCUGUCCAGCAGACAUUGCCGAAAUUGACCGAUCCACUGGAACCACCUAGCUGCUGUUCGAACCUCAGUCCUAGCAGUAUGGCUCCAGGUGUUCAGUCUGUGGACGAGGAUGUUUGGGAGAGUGUGAACUCCGAAAAUGAACUUCGUUCAACAAUGGUCAUUGACACGUCGAUUCGUAGUAUUGCGGGUCGUACCUUUGAGUUGUCCGAUGAGAAUAAGGAAAACAUUCACGUGCCGCAGACUGACAUCUCUCAGCCGUGUUAUCCAUCCCGCCAAAACCAUCUGGGUGAGUCGAUGGCUGAUGCGGUAUCGCCAGGGUCUAGCAUGAAUACUGAUUCGAAUAGUUCACGGCCACUCACCAGUUUCCAAAACAGCGGACUACAUGAGACUCAAGCCACACCACAUUUGACUGCUUCCGGGGAUGGUCCAGAGGAGCUGAAGGUGUUAACCAAAUUGCCUGAUUCGUCUGUUCACCAGGAGGCGGCUGUUGCAGAGAUGCAGUUGUUACGUCACGAAGUUGGCCGAUUACGCGCAUUAGCCACCGAAUUGCGGACCGUUAUGCAUGCUUAUGAACAAGCUCUGUUGGAAGCGGAUGCAUCUGAACGGGAACAGUGUGUUGUCACAACUGCACGAAUACACCGUAUCGCAGCUGAGCGUGAUGAGGCCAUGGAACAGGCAGCCACAAUGAUGAAAGCCUACGACGAUAUGUACCGUCGCGUGCAGCGUGCCAAAGAGUCGAUUGAAACCAGGAAAGAAAGGCAAAAGGCAGCUGUUCAAUGUAUUGAACGAUAUGCCAAUCGAGUUCAAACAAUUGGUGACAAAUUUGCCAAAAUGCACGGAUACUACUUGGACCAUCUUUCCGAAGCGCUCACGACCGUGGAUCGUCAAGAGGAUGAAUGGCAUCGAAAACUGGAUAAAUUACAGUUGGAACUUCGACAACACGAAUUACGCAAUACGACACUGGCAAAUGAGAUAUCGUUAAAAGUGAGCUUGCAUCCAACUGAUUUCCUCACCCAUGUUUAUCAAUACCCGAUGUAA